UUGUCAUUUUUUUAACUACAAUUACGAGGUUACUGUGGAAUUGUGAAUAAUAUUAAACAUAAAAACAGUUGAAUAUAGCACCCUAACUAUUAAAUUUUACUAAAAUGACUGUGCAAAGAAAAUCUGUCAAAAAUAAUCAGUUAAAAAAAGAACUUUCUAUGGAAUUAAGUUUUUUGAAAAACGUAUUUUCAGUUUUGACUAUUCCAUUGCAAAAAAAAGACGAUGACGAUUGUCAAAUGGAUAUUGAAAUAACUAAUGAAUCUAAGAAUCAAGAUGAAAAACAGGUUACUGAAAGAGCUCGCAAUAUUAUGGAGCUCGAAAAAAAAUUGGAAAAAAUUAAAUCUCAAAACAAUUUCAAUCUUAAAAAUAAAUUAGUAAAGAAGAGUCUUAGCAGUAAGCUAAAUAAGAAAAUUAAAAAGAGAGAAAGAGUGAAAUUAAAUCCAAAUAAAGUAAAAGCUGCUGCUAAAAAUAUGGAAGAAAAAGAAACUAAAGUCAAAUGUAAUGUAAAUGCUGCUAAACCUAUCUUUAACAAUGAAGGGAAAUUGGUUUUUUCAAAGUUUGACUUUGCUAAGCUAGGAGAAAAAGAAAGAGGUAAUAAAUCGAAAAAGGAUCCUAAGAAACUUUUAGAUGAUUUGAAACAGCAAGAAGACAAGUUACAAAAAUUGUCUGAAAUAGAUAGCAACAAAGCCAAAGAGCUAAAAGAAAAAGCAGCUUGGAAAAAUAUCCUUCAAAAGGCUGAGGGUGAAAAAGUCAAAGAUGAUCCAAUAUUGUUAAAAAAAUCUAUCAAGAAAAUGGAACAAAGAAAGAAAGUGAGUAAAAAGAAAUGGGAAGGCAGAAUUCAGAACGUUGAAAAGAAAAAAGAAGACAGGCAGCAGAAACGAAAGGAAAAUAUUUCGAAGAAGAAGAAGGAGAAGAAGUCGAAAAUUGUGAAAGCUGCUGUCAAACGUGGACGAGUUGUUAUUUAGUUUAACACUUCUAUGGAAACGUUUAAAAUUGACAAAUAUUGUUUUUCAUUGGAUUUAUUCUUAUAUUAUCGAAUGCGCGACUUUGUCGCAUGAUAAGUUGACCUGCUUAAAAAACGAUUUGAUAAGUAUAUUUUAACAGAUUUUUAAUAUUUAUAA
Nymphalis io (European peacock) is the source of this 1121-nucleotide messenger RNA. RefSeq names its product surfeit locus protein 6 homolog (gene Surf6). The transcript has 4 exons. Gene Ontology annotation, cellular component: nucleolus. Bases 105 to 965 code for a protein of 286 amino acids. Gene Ontology annotation, molecular function: RNA binding; DNA binding. Gene Ontology annotation, biological process: ribosomal small subunit biogenesis; ribosomal large subunit biogenesis. Lineage: Eukaryota; Metazoa; Arthropoda; Insecta; Lepidoptera; Nymphalidae. The record is from RefSeq and is a predicted model, not a curated record.